GAGCGGAAGUCGCGUGACCCCGGAAGUGACCGUCCGGGCGGCGGGCGGCCGACGACGUUCGUCAUUUGGUGCGGGAGGGAGCGCGAGCGCGGCGGUCGAGCCUCCGGUGUCCCAGGCUAGAGGUGAGAAUGGCUGAACAGGAGCCCACAGCGGAGCAGCUAGCCCAGAUUGCUGCUGAGAAUGAGGAGGACGAGCACUCCGUCAACUACAAGCCCCCUGCCCAGAAGAGCAUCCAGGAAAUCCAGGAGCUGGACAAGGACGACGAGAGUCUGCGCAAGUACAAGGAGGCUCUGCUGGGCCGUGUAGCAGUCUCUGCUGACCCCAACGUUCCCAACGUCAUCGUGACCCGCCUGACUUUGGUGUGCAGCACCUCCCCAGGGCCCCUGGAACUGGACUUGACAGGUGAUCUGGAGAGCUUCAAGAAGCAGUCAUUCGUGCUGAAGGAAGGGGUGGAAUACCGGAUAAAAAUCUCCUUUCGGGUGAACAGAGAGAUCGUGUCAGGCAUGAAGUACAUCCAGCACACAUACAGGAAAGGUGUCAAAAUUGACAAAACUGACUACAUGGUGGGGAGCUAUGGGCCCCGGGCAGAGGAGUACGAGUUUCUGACGCCCAUGGAGGAGGCGCCCAAGGGCAUGCUGGCUCGGGGCAGCUACAACAUCAAGUCCCGCUUUACAGACGAUGACAAGACUGACCACCUGUCCUGGGAGUGGAAUCUCACCAUCAAAAAGGAGUGGAAGGACUGAGCCCCAGAGGGGGAGGUGGGCAGGGCGACGGACAGACAGAAGGACCGAUGGGCCCCACCCCACACCCCUCCCCACCCCAAACCAAAGUGCUGACAGGGCCCUUCCCCACCACCACUUCUUCCUGGUCCACCUCUGGGGCAGCUCCUCUGCCUGCCACUCCUCCAUCCUCCUGCCUGCAGGCCCCUGUGGUCUCUAGUGUCACCUUGCUGCUUCUGCCUGUGCAGUUGGGGAGGGGGUCCGGCCUAGAACCCCACCCCUAUCUGUGUCCCUUCAGGUUCCCUCUGCUUACCCUUUCCCAGGCCCUGGCUGGGCCCUGGCUCCUAGAAGGGAGUGGAGCACUGUCCAGGUUGCCCAGCCCAUGUUGUCUGCCCUGGCUGAGCCAGGAGCACACAGUGCAGGGUCCAGGCCAGGCUGUCCUCCAGCCCCACCACUCUCUGGCCAAUUCAUGUAUCGCUGUCAGUCACUGUCUAACCAUGAUGCCUUAACAUGUGGAACGUGUACUGGGGCCGUCGCUAACUCUUAACUCCCCAUCUGCAUGAGCAUGGUCUCCCCUGUCCUUGCCCUGUCUGCCAUCCCUAUCCCAGUGACCUGGGGAGGCCUGGGGUGUGCUGCUAUUGCAGGCCUGGUCAGCCCCUUCCCUUCCCCCUGGCCAGGGCUGGGGACGGCUCUAGUGGCUAGGGAAGGGUCAGAUUGCCAAAACCCAAUGCCUCCAGCCCCAUCUGGGAGGCAGGUGUCCUCACAUCUCUGCAUUCUCUGUCCCAGUGGGCAGUGCUCAGCCCCAUUCCCCACAGAGAGCCCCCAAGGGACAAAGCCAGCAGCCGAGCCUUACUUGUCUCACCUGGGCCCCAUGGCCUAGAACCUCGUGCCUGGCCUGUCAGUAUUUAUUGCCUCCAUUUGUGCCGUCCUCUGGGCCGGCUGGCCUGCCUGCCACCUCUGCCCUGGCUCAGUGCCACCAUCCCUGGGCAGGCCCUCCCCGGACCCAACCAGGACAAAUGUGGGACCAAGUGCACACACAGUUGGGAGCUGUCUCCUGUGCCUCCCCUCCCUGUCCCCGGUCCCUGUGUGGUGUCUGCCAGGUCCAGGCCUUGAUAAGCAGACAAGCCUGCCCCUGCUUCUCUUCUGAUUGGGAAAUAAAUGCCCCUGAAAGAGCCUGGGGGUCUUUGUUUUGCUUUGGGGGUCUGGAAGAGGUAGUUGGACUCCAGUUGUGGGGAAGGGGAGUAGAGGCCUCUUGGGUUAGGUCUUUGCUAGCUGGGGAGUGAGAUCCGCUGCUCCCCAGCUCUGGUACCUUUGUUGCUGCCUUGCUGUGGCUGUUCAGUGGGAAAGGAAUCUUAAAAAAAAAAACCCUGGGGAGGAUUAUAUGCAGAACUUGCAGGAAGUUAGAAUGAUGAGGCAGGAGUCACAGUGUUGACCCUAGACCUUGGCCUUCAGGAUAUGGACCAAUGUAAAGAUACUGCUGCUCAGGAGUGAUGUGUGGCCUUGGCUAGCAUCCCCAGCCUGCCUCGCCUUGGGGUAUGACUUCUAGUGUCCACUGGGAUGCUGAAUGCUGCCCACAGGUGUGUGUGAUCUAGGCAGUUGACAAACACCCAACUCUACACAACGGGAACCUGGCUGGAGAGUUAGGGUCCUUGUCACACAAGUAAUAAGCAAUGUCUGGUCCCAGGGAGUGCCCAACCCCUAGAUGUGGGUCAUCCUAGGAAAAGGAAUAGCCCAUGUUUCAUGUUGGAGAGGCUCAGGCUGGGGCAGGAAGUUGAUAGUUGGAAAGCCCCCGACUGGAUGGGGUUUCCAAGAGCGGAGUGGAGGGGGAGGGAGGAUGGUAAAAUACCAGACCGUGAUACCAUGUGGAGGUGCGGGAGAGCUGAUAGGAACCCUACAGAUCACAGUGGUAUCAGAUCUCACCCAGUGCCCAUGUCUCCAGUGACUAACCUCUAGGGACUAGGAUGGACUCAGCACCUCCAAAGUUGCAGCCAGUAACUUCAAGCCCACGUCCCACCCAGCUGCUCUGGACAAGGAGGGAUGGACAAUAACCAGAGUACCAGGCAGGAGAAGCCACUGCAGAAACUCCUGACCUGGUGCCAGCUUCUGCAGCCCAGGCUGCUUAGGAAAGCAUGUCUAUUCCACACUUAGGCAGCUGGAGGGGGGCUGCUGCUGCCAGAGAGCCCUCCUGGUUAUGCCUGUAUGGGCUCACCACCGUCCUGGUGCUGAGCACUGGGGUGAGCCCAGCUGGGAACUGGCCAGCUGGUCCAGAGGGUCCCUUCUUACCAUCACACACCCACCCAUUCAGAGCAGCUCCAUCAGGCCAGCAGCCACCUUAGCCAUCCUUAGCAGGCCCUGUAAGACCCACAGAGAAACUAAUUCUGACCCAGCCCUCUGCAGAUGGCAGCCCUUUGCAGCAGCUGGUCCCUCACAGACCCAAGAGCAAAGACCCUAUGUGACCUCUCCAGCUAAAUUCAGCAGGCUUGGACAUGGUGAGAGGCACUGCAGUUUUCCCACUCCUAUCAGAUUGACCACUUCUGCUGAGGAGGAAUGGGGCAGCAACCCCAGGCCAAUCAACUCUCCCAGCUCAUUCUUAAAACGUUCUUUCUUCUCAGCAGCUGUUUUUUGGGUAAGGGCUUCUGAGGUUCUGGUUUGGCAAGAAUCUUAAUCUUUUCACUCUGGGAUUUUCCUAGCCUGUUAGACAUGUGAACUCAGACCUCAAGUGCCAAGUUGUGCAGGCAUACUGCCAACAGGCAGGACUUUGCUCUGGCUCCUCCCCGCGCAGGCUAACAUGAGAUGGCACCUGCACCAGGUGCCAUGAAUGACGUGUCUCUCCAGUCCCAAGUCUAACCUAAUCCUAAUCCUCCCAGUGCCACCCUGACCUGUAGCCUGGUGUUCCUGAGCCUGGCCUCCCUGCUCUCAUGAGCCAGUGCCCAGGGUCCUCUCUGCUCACCUCUCUCUGUGGUUCCCAGGAAUCCCCAACA
Messenger RNA from Castor canadensis (American beaver), 3700 nucleotides. RefSeq names its product Rho GDP dissociation inhibitor alpha (gene Arhgdia). Gene Ontology annotation, molecular function: Rho GDP-dissociation inhibitor activity; protein binding. Gene Ontology annotation, cellular component: membrane; cytosol; cytoplasm. Lineage: Eukaryota; Metazoa; Chordata; Mammalia; Rodentia; Castoridae. Gene Ontology annotation, biological process: Rho protein signal transduction. The record is from RefSeq and is a predicted model, not a curated record.